Molecule: messenger RNA, 901 nt
Organism: Anopheles merus
Lineage: Eukaryota; Metazoa; Arthropoda; Insecta; Diptera; Culicidae
Product: trypsin 3A1-like
Exons: 3
Coding region: 31-879 (282 amino acids)
Biological process (GO): proteolysis
Molecular function (GO): serine-type endopeptidase activity
Source: RefSeq, a predicted model, not a curated record
CAGCUUUUUCAUUGUUGUGCAUGCUAAACGAUGAAGCAAGUGAUCAGUUUAGUGGUUUUGGGAUUGCUCUACGCUAAUACGUUUGUAUCACAAGCAGGAGCUCAAUGUGAAGAACAGGGCAAUGAUAAUGUCCAAGUCGGAGUGGUGCAAUCUGGACGCAUUAUUAAUGGCAUCGGAGUGAAGAUCGAUAGGUACAAGUUUGCUCUAAGCCUGCGCAGCUUCGGUCAACAUGCUUGUGGCGCUAGCAUCAUUACACAUUCGCAUGCCUUAACAGCGGCGAAAUGUGUGUAUCAUUUUCAAUUUGAUGUUUCUAGAGUAAAUCUCUACGCAGGAAGUACAUCUGCUCUAAUUGGUGGAAUAUUGAUCCCGGUUGACAAAAUUGUUGUUCAUCCUGACUAUAAAUCUUCGAUUAUCGCAUCGAAUGUCGCAUCUGAUUUCGAUGUAGCUGUUCUAACUGUACCCCUGUUUUCUUUUGUCGGUAGACCUAAUAUGGCUCCAAUAGCAUUGCAAACAUUUGAUGUAAAACCCGGUACUCUGUGCCAUGUGAUUGGAUGGGGCCAAACAAUUAAAAACGGUCCAAUGCUGGUAAAUGAAUUGCGUUACGCCAGUAUGAGGAUUACUUCGCAGACUACUUGUGCACGCUUAUGGAGUCCAACACAAUUGGUUGUGCCGAACAUGAUUUGUGCCAAAUACUGCUUAGGAGUGGAUGUCUGCACUGGUGACAACGGCAAUGCGUUAGUUUGUAACGGAAAACUAACUGGAAUCGUUUCGAACUCCAAUCGCGACUGCGGAGGGGCUAAGCCAGCAAUUUUCAUUAGGACUGAGGCGUUAAGCAUUCGCUUGUUUAUUCAAAACAAUAUACAAAUGUUUGGGAAAUAAACUAAAAUUUUACUAAACCAUA